CUCAAACACGAGUGCGCGUUGCUCUCCUCAUCCAACUUUCUGGGAUGUUCACAGUUGGUGGAAACAUCGUGAAACUGGAGGUUAACAAAGGCCACUGAUCAAAGGGAGCUGUACGACAGAGCGAGCCCUGUUCAGAUUCCUGACGGAGUGCAGAGGACUUUAUAGAGUAUUUUAUUCAUUUCCCCCUUGGAAAGCCCUGAGGCCUCUGGGUUCCAAAAAAAAGAAGGAAAAUAAAUAAAAAAUGGACUGUUCAGGCCAGAUAAGAACUAUCCUUCUGGGGCACAUCCUGGUGCUCUGCCUGGGUAUGAGUGUGGGUCAGAGAGACUGUACUGGGGUGGACUGUCCCGUGAUGGACAACUGCAUCGAGGAGGUCCUGGAAAGGGGCGCGUGCUGCGCGUCCUGUCUGAAGCGUGGGUGUGCCUGCGAGGGCUAUCAGUACUACGACUGCCUGAACGCGGGCUUCCGUGGCGGCAAAGUGCCCGAGGGCGAGUCCUACUUCGUGGACUUUGGUAGCACGGAGUGCUCGUGCCCGUCAGGCGGCGGUCGCAUCACCUGCCACUUCAUCCCGUGCCCGGACAUCCCGCAGAACUGCAUCGAGACGAUCACGCCGAUGGACGGCUGCCCUCAGUGCGAGCGCAUCGGCUGCGUCCACCAGAGCCAGAAGUACGAGGCCGGCCACACUUUCCAGAUGAGCCCGUGCGAGGUUUGCCACUGCCCAAACGACGGCGGUAGCCUCAUGUGCUCCCCAGUUCCAGGCUGUGACCCCCAGAAGGUCAAGAAGCCCAUGUUAGCGUCCACUGUAGAGGACCGCGACAGCAAGCCACACCCCGGGACCUUCAGUAACUUCCUGCCCCUCUACAAAGAGGAUCCUACAGACACGCCCACAGAUGAAGACUACGACUACAUGACUGACCUCACCACAGCUGAUACCCAAGAUGUGGUCGAACCCGCCGAGCCAACCUCUUCGCCUCCCUCUUUCUCGGAAACGUCGUCUUCCCACGCCUCCUUUGGAAAAGGCCCCAGACAAGAGCUUAGGGAGGCACAGGGGGCUUACGAAACCAGAAACGCAGAGGAACACAUGACAAGUCCUCCCUCCGCUGCGGAUACCAUAACCUCAAGACUCCAGGAGAGGACAACGGCAGCGGACAAAGCCCAGGCCCCAAAGCACCAUGGGCCGCCCCGGGAGGCCACUGAGGGCCAGAGCCGACGACAUGCUGAGACCCAGAGAGGAGCCCAAGAAAGGGACCUCCCGCACACUGCUCACAGCGAGAGGAACCCCAGACACAAGACCCACCAUGAGCACAGGGACAGCCAUGCCCCUGGUCAGGGAGACAAUCAUUUGCCAGACUCCCGCGACGGGCACCAGGACAAUGCCCUGCCCUCAUUGAAAUUCAGCCCCUCUAGGCCGCCACCUGUGAACGUGAGAGAGGACCGCGGGCACCCUUCGAGGAGGCAGUCACAGACGCUGCUCCACUAUCAUACAGGACAGGAGAAGAAGCACGGCAGCAGCAGCCCACCAUAUUCCCACCAGCUGUCGGCGAAGGAGCUGGUGGAGGUGUGCUGCGAGGCGGGAGAGAAGUGGGCCUCCGUCCAUGGACACUGCUCCAACAUGGCCGCUGUGCGAGAGGACACACACUCCAUCUGUUGGUCGGCUCAGAAGCAGUGCUGCAGCGGCUCCCUGAAAGAGAGAAAGUGUUUGGCCGGCGUCACGGCUGCCAAGCAAGGGGACGCUUGCGAGCUGGACGACAAUGAUCACUGCGGCGUGGACUCCUAUAAGGAGUGCUGCAGCUGCUGCUCGCUGGGCCUGCACUUCCGUAAGGAGGGUCUGCCCUGCGAGGCCCACCAGUACCUGGGCUUCCCCUGCAGCCACGUCUUCCUGACCUGCUGCGAGGGAGAGGAGGCCGCCAGCUGGAGCACGCUUCGCCAGAGACCACCUCUGCAGCCCACUACACCGCCAAAGAGAGUGUCGGACAGCCCGUACCCCAAGGAGGCCUUCUCCAUCGGGGACGCGGAGGAUGCGGAGAACACCGUGGAUGGGGCCGAGGGCCUGCGCGACCUGGAUGAGUGUAAGCUCGAGGGCAAGCUCUGCCACCACACGUGCAUCAACACGCAGGGCUCCUAUGUGUGCGCCUGUUACCCGGGCUACACGCUGCAAGAGGACGGCCACAACUGCGAGCCAGAGACUGAUGCAGAGGAGGAGAACAGACUGAUGGAACAGGAACAUGAGAGUCCUGCUGCUGCUGAGACUACAACAGCUCCGGCACCACCCACCACCACCUCCACCAGCGCUCCAACCACCAUCUUCCAUGACCUAUGUGCAGGAAAUGGCCCAUGUGCGCAUAGAUGCACCCCGGUGGAAGGGCGGCCACAGUGUUCCUGUUUUCCAGGAUUCUCUCUGGCAGCGGACAGCCACUCAUGUGAAGAUGUAAAUGAGUGUUUGCUUAUGGCCCAUAACUGCCAGCUGAAUGAGAGGUGCGUCAACACGGUUGGCCAUUACUUCUGUGAGAGACUCAUCGUCUGCCCUGCAGGCUUCCAGGAGAACAACAACGUCUGUGAAGAUAUCGAUGAGUGUGCACAGAGGACCCAUAACUGUCGGAUGGGCUAUGAGUGCCGCAACACACCGGGCUCCUUCACCUGCCAGAUCACUGCCAGGUGCUCCAGUGGCUUUACCCAGGAUGCCAGUGGGCACUGCGUUGAUAUAGAUGAAUGCAGCAGUACUGCCCAGCCCUGCAGUUCAGGGUACAACUGCAUCAACACCGUGGGGUCGUACACCUGCCAGAGGAAGGUCAUCAUCUGUAGCCGUGGCUACCAUGCCAGCCCUGAUGGAAACAGGUGCAUAGAUGUGGACGAAUGUCAAACCAGAGUCCACCGCUGUGGAGAUGGGCAGACGUGCCACAAUCUGCCUGGCACCUACCGCUGCGAAUGCCAGCCUGGGUACCAGUACGACAUGUUCCGCAAGAUGUGUGUGGAUGUGAACGAGUGCUGGCGCUACCCAGGCAGGCUGUGCGCCCAGACGUGUGAGAACACCCCCGGCUCCUACCAGUGCUCCUGCACCUCCGGCUUCCGCCUCUCCAGCGACGGCAAGAACUGCGAAGAUGUGAAUGAGUGCCUGAACAACCCCUGCAGUCAAGAGUGCGCCAACAUCUAUGGCUCGUACCAGUGCUACUGUCGCCAGGGCUACCACCUUCGGGAGGACGGCCACACCUGCGAUGAUAUUGACGAGUGUUCUCAGAGCAUGGGACACAUGUGCACUUUCAAGUGUGUGAAUGUUGAGGGCAGCUACCAGUGUGCCUGCCCUGAGUACGGCUACACCAUGUCCCCUAACGGCCGAUCCUGUUUAGGUGAGAUCUUACCACCAUACUAA
This is a messenger RNA of Alosa alosa (allis shad), 3364 nucleotides long. RefSeq names its product fibulin-2-like. NCBI's taxonomy places the organism in Eukaryota, Metazoa, Chordata, Actinopteri, Clupeiformes, Clupeidae. Gene Ontology annotation, molecular function: calcium ion binding. The record is from RefSeq and is a predicted model, not a curated record. Gene Ontology annotation, cellular component: extracellular region.